Messenger RNA from Manihot esculenta (cassava), 589 nucleotides. RefSeq names its product protein IQ-DOMAIN 12-like. The coding region runs from base 23 to 589 and encodes 188 amino acids. The transcript is spliced from 3 exons. The record is from RefSeq and is a predicted model, not a curated record. Lineage: Eukaryota; Viridiplantae; Streptophyta; Magnoliopsida; Malpighiales; Euphorbiaceae.
GCGUUUGCCAUCCAACGCAAAGAUGCGAUCGAAGGUCAGAGUGACGACCAUUGACAUUUGUAAGGAAGGCGGAAAUAAACAAUUGUCCAAGUCCAAGGAGUUGGGAGAAAUGGACAGUAAGCUCGAAUGCAAAAGCCAAAGCUGUUGGGAUUACAGCACACUUUCAAAGGAAGACAUGGAAAGCCUAUGGUUCAAGAAGCAAGAGGCUAGCAUCAAAAGGGACCGAAUGAUGAAGUACUCAUUUUCACACCGGGAGAGGCGAAACACUCAUGUACUGGAAGAAUCAAUAGCCAAAAAUGAACCUGAUAGACAGAGACACUGGCUGGAAGAAUUGGCGAACAAAGAUGCAUUGGCUAGAGAACGGAUAGAGAAUCUGAAAGCCAGUGACAUAUUUGGUACAACACAAGUGAAAAUAAGUUCACGGAAACAAGAUAACAUAGAAGCAUUGAGUUCACCAGUGUCAUUUCCAAGAAGAUCAUUUUGUCGGACACAACGGAAUACUACAGGAGAUGACAGUUCUGCACCGAAUUCUCCUGUUUUCCCAACUUACAUGGCUGCAACAGAAUCUGCAAAGGCAAAGGUGAGGUAG